Molecule: messenger RNA, 2587 nt
Organism: Porites lobata
Lineage: Eukaryota; Metazoa; Cnidaria; Anthozoa; Scleractinia; Poritidae
Source: the annotation of a GenBank genome assembly
ACUACGGACAAUGGCACUGUAUCAGUGAAGGUAAAGAAUGCUACGAACCAUGCUCUACUGAGCUUACAAGUUAGUUAAAAAAUGAUUUAAUUAAGGCUUCAGUACCCCAUUCAGAAGAAAACGUGUGAGGAUCUGAAAACCGCAAUAAAAAAAAAAAAAAAAAAAAAAGAAGAAGAAAGAAAGGAAAAAAAAAAAGAACAAAAAACAGAAAUCGACGACAUACGGCGCAGAUAACUUCAUAACUCAUCCAAAUGUAUAAUCAAAGUUGAAGCUAUGGAAACUCGUGGAUACUUUGUUUAGAAAAUUAGUUAAGAGAAGUCGCGCGAUAAAAUACAAUAUGAAAAAUAUUUUAAGUUUAUUUGAAAUGAGCCAACAACAACUACUGUACCUACUACAUCCAAAUAGAGAAUUUUACAUUUUCGAUCGUUAAUGGAAUAAUAUGUACUAUCGGAUAACAAGGAUGUCUAGGAGGUAAGUCAACAAACGGUUUAUUAAUUUCUUGCUAAGGCCCAGCUAUUUAACAAUUAUUCCUCGAGCCCUCAUGGGCUCUGAGUCCAUGAGGGCUCGAGGAAUAAUUGUUUUAGUAAAAUCCAACUAAUUGGUCAAAAAUAUCGAGACAAAACAACUUAAGUUAGCAAAACGCGAUUCAGCAGCCAUUGUUUCGGUCUACAAAGCUGAGGCACUUUCCGCUACCAGUGGCCAUAACAUAUAGCCUAGUAGUAGCUCAACCAAUCAAAAUGCAGCAUUGAUAAUAGACCACUAGUUGGAUUUUACCAAAAAAAAAAAGAUGUUUUUAACACAUGACACACCGGCUACGGGUGCGAAACGAUUACCGUACACGCAAUGUUUAAGAUACCUAUUUGAGUAUAAAGAAAUGUAAAAAAGCGGGUCGAGAAUUCAGAAAAAAAACGGAACGGUUAUCGAAUAGGACCAUUUAAUACUUUUCUGCCGAUUAAAAUAGUGUAUUCAAUUGCGGGAUAUUCCACUAGAAAACACUUCUUAGAUUCGGCUACAGGCGUAUGUUGUAAAUAACGGUUCAGCGAAAAAUAACUCAGAAACAACAUAACAUUAUGCGUAACAAAACUUAAUUAAGUUUUCAACCAAACGGCGGUGAGCGUGAUAUACUGUUUCUGACACGUACAAUGUUAAACUUGUGACUCGUUGUCUCACGUUGACAAUAAUAUUUUAGACUGUCAGUUCGGCAAUAAAAGGUCUUACCCUCCUGUUACCUUCUUUGAAUUUAUCCACCCUUGGGCAUAAUAAGCCGGAUUUUUUGCAUAAAACGCCUUUGACGAAGACUUUUUGGCACACUCACUCUAAACCGUAUUUCUCGCUAGAUUUGAGUGCCACCCGGGCGAGUGAGGUACUCCCUAAUAUUUGCCUUAUAGGUAUCUGCCGCCCCAAAGGAUAUGUGUUUUGCGCUGUUUUGGUCUGAAAACGGGUAUGGACUUAACCUAUUUAGGUCUGAUUUCGGGUAUGGUUUUCGAGGGAAUACGAGACUGCAUGAACGGAUUUGUUGCUUCAUUUCCAAAUGAACAAGAAAGAAAGAGUAAAAUGCGCUUCGAAAUGAAUUUUAAGAAAUUUUUUCUUUGCAUUUUAAUCCGUUGUAAGUAAUGAUGACAUAAUUUCUGCCUGCGACAGGUCUGAAAACGACUGUGGAAAAAGACAAUUUUUCACUGUGAAAAAAGGUCAGGAUUAGAAGAACUGGGCGGUACACCCCCACCACGAAAUGCCACAAAUACACCCCUACACCCCCACCCCCACUACCCCCCCCCCCCUUUCGGGGGCCAGAGAAACCACGUUAUAAAUAGCGGAAUUUAUCGGCAUUGUUCUUCCUUUGUCAUGUUACUGUAGACACACUUCCGCCUCAACGGCGAUAGGUCGUUCUCAUAUUCGAUCGUUCUCAUAUCGGGCGACUUCGUAACGAGCCGACCCCUUUCUACAAAACUGACUGAGUGACUCAUUUGCGUAUUUCAACCCACAGCAAUAACUUCGUGAAAUAGCCUUCGGGUAUCUGCGUGUUAAAAAGACCUAAUAUCAAUCUUCCGAGACCGCAAUACCGCAGGUUAAAAGCCACAUCACUACAAAUUCUUGAAGCCUACUUUGUCAAGUGGGUUAAGACAUAGUAAACUUAAAUAACAAUUAUAUUAUUAUUGUUAAUAUUAUCAUUAUAUAUUAUGAUUAUCAUUAUUAUUAGUAUAUCAUUGUUAUAAUUAUUAUCACCAUUGUUAUUAGCUCAGUCUAAACUUAAAUGGAUACUUUCUUUUUUUUAACUUACAGCCUUUGCCAGACAGUGAAAGACCAGCGGGGUUCUACGUUAAGCCUUUCGGUUGUGAGACACCAGAGACACAAUGUAAAGGAAGCCUUUUUAAAGCACUGACUGCAUUGGGACAAGGCAAUGUAGAAAAAUGCGUUGCUAGUUCAAAUAGCGGGAAGGAAUGGUCUUUGAAGACAUUUGACAAAGACAUACCACAUCCAGAUACCAUUUUUCUCAUAACAGAGGUCUAGCGGCGUUGCAUUUACGUGUAAAAGUUCCAGUUUUUGUGCAAAUUAAAUAUUUUUUCAGGAAAUGUUAAAAUAAAGGAAA